Mesitornis unicolor (brown roatelo) is the source of this 941-nucleotide messenger RNA. RefSeq names its product thrombospondin type-1 domain-containing protein 4-like. Gene Ontology annotation, biological process: extracellular matrix organization. The transcript has 5 exons. Gene Ontology annotation, cellular component: extracellular matrix. The record is from RefSeq and is a predicted model, not a curated record. The annotation marks the transcript as partial. NCBI's taxonomy places the organism in Eukaryota, Metazoa, Chordata, Aves, Mesitornithiformes, Mesitornithidae. Gene Ontology annotation, molecular function: metalloendopeptidase activity.
UGUUCAGUGCCCUGUGGAGUGGGGCAGAGGACUCGAGAUGUGAAGUGUGUUAGCAACCUUGGAGACAUCGUUGACGAUGAGGAAUGUAACGUGAAGCUGCGGCCAAAUGAUAUUGAGAACUGUGACAUGGGUCCCUGUGCUAAGAGCUGGUUCCUUACAGAGUGGAGUGACAGGUGUUCUGCAGAAUGUGGUGACGGAGUCCGUACGCGGUCGGUGGUUUGUAUGACGAACCACGUCAGCAGUUUGCCUCUGGAAGGCUGUGGCAAUAACAGACCCUCUGAAACAACCCCCUGUAAUAAUGGACCCUGUGCUGGUAGAGUGGAGUGGUUUGCUGGGAGCUGGACACAAUGCUCUACUGAAUGUGGCACUGGAACUCAACAGAGAGAAGUCAUUUGUUCUAGGAAAACUGAAGGUAAUUUUGAUGUUUUGAACCCCUAUGAAUGUUCACAUUUGGAAAAACCUCCCAGCCAGCAAUCCUGCUACCUCAAACCCUGUGGAUCUAAGUGGUUUCAUACAGAAUGGAGCACAUGUUCCAAAUCCUGUGAAGGAGGAUUUCGUGUUCGAGAGGUACGGUGUCUAUCAGACGACAUGACAGCCAGUAUUCAGUGUGAUCCACAGCUUAAACCUGAAGAAAAAGAACCAUGUAACACACAAGAUUGUAUCCCUGAAAUAGAUGAGAACUGCAAAGAUAAAUACUACAAUUGCAAUGUGGUGGUUCAGGCUCGGCUCUGUGUCUACACCUAUUACAAAACAGCCUGUUGUGCAUCCUGUACACGUGUGGCAAACAGACAGUCGGGGUUUCUAGGACGUAGAUAACAAAUACUCCUCUACACAAAGCAGCAUUGUCAGUCUUCAGAUGGAGCUUGAACAGUGUUACUGUUUUGACUACAGCAGGUUUUAGCUUCUUGGAGAUGGGUUUUUAUAUUGCUGAGUACGUCAAG